This is a messenger RNA of Penicillium lagena, 3438 nucleotides long. RefSeq names its product forkhead domain protein. Gene Ontology annotation, biological process: regulation of ribosomal protein gene transcription by RNA polymerase II. Gene Ontology annotation, cellular component: nucleus. The coding region runs from base 1 to 3438 and encodes 1145 amino acids. Gene Ontology annotation, molecular function: DNA-binding transcription factor activity; sequence-specific DNA binding; protein binding. The transcript has a single exon. The record is from RefSeq and is a predicted model, not a curated record. NCBI's taxonomy places the organism in Eukaryota, Fungi, Ascomycota, Eurotiomycetes, Eurotiales, Aspergillaceae.
AUGUCGUCGCAGACCAUGACUGCGCCAGCCGUGGGCCAUCGACCGCCUGAGCCAGGUCCGGAAGCGCCCAUAUACGAUUAUGGCUCGCAGCCCAAUGACGCCACACGAACGACUUCAUCGCCGCCUCCUACUACCACCGGCGACUCCGCAAUCCGCGACAUGCAGAACUCUCCUGUCUCCUCGGCCUCCGUCCCCCACGGCCGUCCCACAAUGGAUAUGACUGGAAUAAAGUCAGAACCAUCCGAGCACAUAUUUUCCACCGAAAGGGACACCAAUACGCAAUCUGCCGCCAGCGCCCUGCUCGCUCAACUCCUCGGAAACCAAUCGAAUGCUGCGCCCAGCCAGAAUGCUGCAGCGCAACACCAGCGCCACGGUAGUACCUCACAUGUGAAGAUGGAAGAUUUGGAUGGCGACUCGACCGCUGCGCCAACGGAUCUAGCCUCGGGGUCAAUGGGGCUGCAGGAUCCGUCGAACGGGCCAACUGUUGGCGAUAUCUUCUCCGGGUCGGGCAUGGGACAAGAAAACGGGCGCCAUGCAUCGGAUGCAACGAAUAGCAUCUCCGAUCCACUAAUUCCCAAGUCGAACGCCGAACAACCCUCGCUCCUACCGCCCUUGGACUUCACGGCAGCCCCAAAAAACGCCUUUGAGGCCCUCCAGCAGAACGAGAUGCUUACGGCCGCUUAUCUUUCUCAAAGUGCUGAUCUGUCAGCUCUGGGAUACCAAGAUGGGACAGCAUCUACGGCCGGAUCGGAACCUCGGAUCCAAGCGUUUGCCAAGUUGGAGUUUGAUGAUGGGCAUUUUUAUGUCAAUACCUACUCAUUUAUCCUCGGUCGAGAUGUACGAGCCGCGCGUGCUGCGCACCAGCGAGAGAUCCAGUAUCGGCAGGCCGUGAGGAGUUCUCGGGCAAAGAGUUCUAGUGGUGGGAACACCUCCCACACCCCAAACCGUGUCAAGCAGGAAGAAAACGCUGCCAUGAUGGGCAGUGUAGUGAGUGACCGUGGAGGCAUUAUGGGUUUUGAUCCCGAUGUUCCUCCGCACCUCCCAGCCAACUUGAAUCUCAGCCGACGAUCAUCAAAAUCGUCAUAUGAUGGGUCUGCUGUGCCCACCCACGCGAACCCGGCUCAAUUACAACAGACAACUACCACCACAGUCACCGACUACAAUGCGCUUGCGAUGCAGUCUUUACAGGAGGGCAAUGGUGACGCAAAGCCAGUCGAUACGCUGGCUUUGCUUCCGUCGCCGGACUCCUGUCCCACCAUCCCCAUCCAUCCUCCGACCACGAUUGACGGCAGCGCCGCAGGCCACCGAGGUAUUUCCCGGAGACAUGUACGCAUUGCUUACAACUUUGAUCGCAACCUUUUUGAAAUGGAAGUCAUGGGACGAAAUGGAGCGUUUAUUGGAGCUGACUGGCUCUCCCCGGGCCAAGUGCGCCCGUUACACAGCGGUGAUUAUGUUCAGAUCGGAGGUGUGCGGAUCCGAUUCUUGUUACCGGACGUCCCCAUCGGUGAAACAGGAGCCGCUCGGAUGGAAGAACAAGCAGUUGAUGAAGAGGAAGCGGAUAGUGGUUCGGUCGAUGCCGAACACGAGCUCGAUGACCUGGAGAUUGCUGUCAGCGACAGCGCGGAACCCAAGGAUUCAAAGACCACGAAAAUUGUUCUCAAGAACAAGGAUUCUGAUUCCACAAAAGCCGUGAAAUCCAUCGAAGGCGAUAAUGACCAACAACCCGCCCGCCGGCGCGGUCCUGGUCGACCUCCUAAGGAUGGGAUCAUGUCCAAGCGCGAGCGUGCAGAACUGGCAAGAGAACAGAAGAUAGCCGCUAAACGCGAGGCCAAUGGCGGCGUUACACCCCCGGCGGCGGCGGCGGCGGCGACAGUUCGGCCCACCAAGGCUGGAAAGACAACCACCAAGGAGUCUGUUGGCGCCGAGUCGCCACCUGCAUCCAAACCUGCUGAGAAACGGAAGUAUAACAAGCGGAAGAAGGGCGAUGGCACGCCCAUGGAUUACCCUCUCCCCUCGACCGAGGGUGGACAAGCAGAGCAGCAGCCUGAACCGCCGGUCAAGCCUCCGCCUGUCAAGAAGCGCAAGCCUUCCCGGUCACCAUCACCCAACUACCCUCCCGAGUCUGCCUACACUCCAGAAGAUUUGGCCAAGCCUCCUUACAACUACGCCGUUCUUAUUUUCGAUGCUCUGACGGAAGCCGGAACACCAAUGACGUUGAAACAGAUCUACCGCGCGCUGAAGCUGAAGUAUCCGUACUUCCGCUUCAAGUGCGAGACGGAGGGCUGGACGUCCAGUGUGCGGCACAAUCUCAACGGCAACGGUCAUUUGUUCAUGCAUGCAGAGCGAGAUGGCAAGGGAUGGUCGUGGCAACUCCGGCCUGGUGCCUCGGUUGAGAAGGAGAAAAAGCGACGUCCAUCGCCGCCGCCUGCGCCGCCGCCGCAGUCGUCUCAACCCCCGGCUGGCCCUCCUCCUCCCCAGCAGUACAUGCCCCCUAUGGGUCAUCCGUAUCCGAACGCGCCAGCCUCGGGGCCCAACCAGCAUCAGCAUCAACAGUUCCAAUUUCCUUCCAUGCCUUCUAAUCCGUUCCCACCUCCUGCAGCGGCGGCGGCCCCUCCUCAACACUCCAGUCCGUACCAUCCGCCGGCGAAGCCGCCUGCUGUUUCAGCUGCGGGUCCAUCCCCGUCUCCGGUUCCAGUUCCAGCUCCAGCUACAGCUCCUGCCCCGACUCCUGCAUCUUUUCCCAUUCCGAAUCCUAUCCGCAGCAGCCUGCCGGCUGCCUUUGCGAAGACCAUCCCUUCAACCUACACCUCUCCCUACGCCGCCGAUCCUCCUCCGCAGGCAGCUCCACCCCGGCAGUCACAGACGCCACGGCCGGCGCAGAGCCCGUCGCAGCAGCAGUCCCCUUAUCCCUCACAACAAAAGCCUCCUUCUUCGCAGCCGCCGCCGCAGGCCAACCCGACGCCUCAAACCUACCCUCCACGCGCCGGUCCUCCAUUCCCACCUCAGCAUCAACAACCAGCCCAGCGACAACCCUCUCAUCCACCCCACCAACAUGUGCCGCCACCUCCAUCACAACAGCAGCCGCAGCAACCGCGACAGCACAUCCCAUCCAGUUUACCUUCUGCCCAGCCUCGACCACAGCAGCACCAGCCGCCGCAGCCGCCGCAGCCGCGUUCUGUGCAGCCCAGCCCAGCGCCGGCCGGGCCCUCAGAGUCAUCCUCGUUCACCGAGCGAGCAAACAAGGCAAUCGACGACUUCGAAAACGUACUUAUGGAGGACUACGAAGAUAAGAACUACAUCCGAGAGGUCCUCCGGAGUGCGCGUGCACGCGUUUUGGGCGAUGCCACGGAGAGUUCGUUCCCCGGCGGCGAGCCCAAAGACGAGGCUGUUAUCAUGGACGUGCUUCGCAAUUUGGUGGGCAGCUUGAAAGACGAGUGA